This is a messenger RNA of Capsicum annuum, 1616 nucleotides long. RefSeq names its product cis-3-alkyl-4-alkyloxetan-2-one decarboxylase. Gene Ontology annotation, cellular component: chloroplast. The record is from RefSeq and is a predicted model, not a curated record. Bases 107 to 1261 code for a protein of 384 amino acids. The transcript has 11 exons. NCBI's taxonomy places the organism in Eukaryota, Viridiplantae, Streptophyta, Magnoliopsida, Solanales, Solanaceae. Gene Ontology annotation, molecular function: catalytic activity.
UAUUAUAUCCAGUUAUUUUUCCCACGCUAAGAAUAUUCAUAUUCGCGGAAUUAAUAAAAAGCUAGCGGUGUUCAAACUCCCUCCACUCAUCUCACACACAGGAGAGAUGGCAUUCUCUCUUCUCUCUCCUCCUCCUUCCUCUGCUUUAUGCUCUCUCUCUUCCACUUCUUCGUCGCCGGCUCAAUUCACCGGACAAUCCCUACGGCUAUGGACAAGCAGAAGCAGAACCGGACCGGCACUGCCUGUUCUCACACGAGCUUCUUCGGAGAAAGACGAUGAUAAACCGGCAUUUAACCCGUUCGGUUUUGUCACUGAUAAUCCGUCGAGCCGAAGCGCAAUUCAGAUGCCUGAGAGUCCCGCGGAAGACGGAAACGUCGGCCAAAUGCUUUACAGAAUUGAAGACAAGGGAAAGGAAUACGGAUCAUAUGUCAAAUCAGGAAAAUUUAGGUGGUUUGUGAGAGAAACAGGAUCACCUGAAAGCAGACGCGGGACAGUUAUCUUUCUCCAUGGAGCUCCAACACAAUCGUACAGCUAUCGAGUUGUUAUGUCUCAGAUGUCAGAUGCUGGGUUCCACUGCUUUGCACCUGACUGGAUAGGAUUUGGAUUUAGUGACAAACCACAACCUGGUUAUGGUUUUGACUACACUGAGAAAGAGUUUCAUGAAGAGUUCGAGAAGUUACUCGAAGUCCUGGGGGUGACAUCUCCAUUUUUCCUUGUAGUUCAGGGAUUCCUUGUGGGUUCAUAUGGAUUGACUUGGACCUUGAAAAAUCCCAGUAAAAUAUUGAAGCUUGCGAUUCUUAACACUCCAUUGACAGUUUCCUCACCUAUUCCUGGACUUUUUCAGCAGCUCAGAAUUCCCUUUUUAGGUGAAUUCACUUGCCAGAAUGCAGUAAUGGCAGAGCGCUUUAUUGAAGCAGGUAGCGCCUAUGUCUUAAAGCUGGAGAAGGCUGAUGUGUACCGGCUACCAUAUUUGUCAAGCAGUGGACCUGGAUUUGCUUUGUUGGAAGCUGCAAAGAGAGCUAACUUCAAAGAGACUGCAAGUCAAAUAUCAUCUGGUUUUGCAUCUGGAAGCUGGGAUAAACCAAUUUUAGUUGCUUGGGGAAUAUCAGAUAAGUAUCUCCCACAAUCAAUUGCAGAGGAAUUUCAGAAGGGAAAUCCUGGAUCUGUCGAGCUUAAACUGAUUGAAGGUGCUGGCCAUAUGCCGCAAGAGGACUGGCCUGAGAAAGUAGUGGAUGCACUUAAAAUGUUUUUCCGAGUUUGAUGCCCGACCUUCAACCGUGGAUUCUGAACUAUUCCUGAUGUUAUUGCUAAGGUGCCCUCUUUUUUCUAUCUUGAAAAGUGUGAUCCUAAAUGUAAAUGCAAUCGUAUAUGACAGCAACAAGUAACGGUUGAACAUAUGCUCCCCUCCUGCCCCUCCUGCCCCUCUCCCCCUAACCUCCCUCUCCACUCUCUCUUUUCAAGUACAUGGAUGUGAAUUUGUGUCCAAAAAGUUUCUGUAUUAGUGUAAUUCGAUCAUAGUUAGUUUCUUUAGCUCAUGCUUGAAAAGACAUUUUAAUAGUCGAUAUUUAAGUAAUGUAAUACUGUAAAAAUGUUAUUAAAUCUUUAAUUUUUACUAA